ACGUGCAUCGCACGAAUUGAAUACUAGUUAUUUAUUAAAAAGUCCAACAUGCAGUCAAUAUAACUAACCCAAUUAAAUCGAUCAUGGUUCUAGCCAAUUUUUCGUAUGGGUUACUGUUACUCCAAACAAAGUUCCCAUAUACAACUCGUUUAGCAACCAAAAUCAUGUUCAAUACAAGAAAGGUCUCAAUUCAUGGUAAUCAAUAUAAAUACGCUUCAAGAAAUCCACGCCAAACAUAGUUCAUCAAAACAAUUGAUUCGUUCGAUUUGUAUUACUUCCAACACGCUCAUUGAUCCUAAUAUGAAGUGAGACAGAAAAUGAUAAUCGAAACCACCAAACCAACUCUAAUAACUACUCCACAACAACAAAAAAAAAAAAAACAAAAAAAAGGUUUUUGGCAACAUUCAAAUAAGAGUAGUAAAAUGAACUCCAAGAAGUCAGUUGAAGUUGUUGCUGACAACAGAAGUACAAAAGUAACCCUCCCUCAAAGAAAAAAAAAGUUGAAAACAUCCACGAUCCAUCACUAUCUUCCAUUUCUCCAAUUCCACCAUACUCAACUCAAAUCUUCUACUCAACACAUUCAAUUUUCAAUUCUCCAGAAAUUCAAUUCAAUCGAUAAACCCUAGAAAACCCAGAAUUCAAACAUUCUGCAAAUCAAACCAAUACUAAAAAAAUAAAUAAUUCAAUGCCAAGUCGGGAAUCAAGUCACCGGCUUGCUGGUUCACCAAUUAGGUCUCGAAUUUCAUCUCUUAUGCUUGCUAUGUUCGCUACAAUGGCUUCCCUUUACGUCGCUGGCCGAUUGUGGCAAGAUGCGGAGAAUCGAGUUUAUAUGAUUAAGGAGAUUGAUAAGAGGACGGAUAAGGGGCAGACAGCUAUAUCUGUUGAUGACACUUUGAAAAUAAUAGCUUGCCGGGAACAGGAAAAGAAACUGUCAGCCCUCGAGAUGGAACUAGCUGCUGCUAAAAAAGGAGGGUUUGUUUCAAAAUACUCUACAGGGAAUGAUGCUACUGCUAAAAAGAAGAAGCUUUUAGCUGUUAUAGGAAUUGCUACACAAUUUGGUCGGAGGAGGAACAGAAAUGCUAUACGAAAAGCAUGGAUGUCUGCUGGAGCUGCAUUGAAAAAGCUAGAGAAUGAGAAGGGCAUUGUUCCAAGAUUUGUGAUUGGAAGAAGUGCAAACCGUGGAGACAGUUUGGACAGAGAUAUUGAUGUGGAAAGCAGGCAGACCAACGAUUUCAUUAUUCUUGACGAUCAUGUAGAGGUGCCAGAGGAAAUUUCUAAGAAGACAAAAUUGUUUUUUGCUCAUGCUGCUGAAACAUGGGAGGCUGAGUUCUAUGUCAAGGUCAAUGAUGAUGUUUAUGUUAAAAUAGAUGGCCUCGCUGCAAUUCUUUCUGCAAAUUUGGAUAAACCUCGUAUUUAUAUUGGGUGCAUGAAGUCAGGAGAAGUUUUCUCUGAGCCGGGUAAUAAAUGGUAUGAACCAGAUUGGUGGAAAUUUGGCGAUGGGAAAUCGUACUUUCGACAUGCUUCUGGAGAGAUAUUUGCCAUAUCCCAGGAAUUGGCUCAGUUUGUAUCAAUAAACAGGUCCAUCCUUCGAACCUUUGCCCACGAUGACAUCAGUGCUGGGUCUUGGUUUAUUGGACUGGAUGUGAAGCACAUUGAUGAAGCAAAGCUUUGUUGUUCUUCUUGGUCAUCAGGUGCUGUAUGUGCAGCUGGUUGACUUUACAUGGCAAGCAUUAUGUAUCUACACACAGUAUAAACUUUCAUGGAGACCAUUCUUUAGCCUCAGGCCCUCAGCGUAGGCCCUUGGUUGACAUUGAGAAUAUCGCUGCCACUGUAAGUUGAUUCUGUCUAUAUCUUAAGAGCCCGAGACCUUCAGCAGCGACCAGCUCGUGAGUUAUGUGUCUUAGACAGGUCACCACAGACCCUGCAACAACAUUGAUCACAGCUAGGUAUACAGGCUGUUGAGGUUACACAAAUGGAGGGAAGUAGUCCUUUUCCCUUACUGUGUAUCAUACAGCAAAUUUUGACACAUGACACGUACAGAAAGAAAAUGCCCCCCCCCCUCCCCCCACCACCCCCCCCCCACCCCCCCCCCCCCAAAAAAAAAAAAAAGAUUCAUUACAGUGUAAUUUGUGCUAAGUGUGGGACUGAUAAAUCAAUCUAUUUUUGCUCCAUUAGAUACAUGAUCAUUUAACUUCUUUUGA
Molecule: messenger RNA, 2201 nt
Organism: Chenopodium quinoa (quinoa)
Lineage: Eukaryota; Viridiplantae; Streptophyta; Magnoliopsida; Caryophyllales; Amaranthaceae
Product: hydroxyproline O-galactosyltransferase HPGT1-like
Exons: 12
Coding region: 686-1714 (342 amino acids)
Cellular component (GO): Golgi membrane
Molecular function (GO): hexosyltransferase activity
Source: RefSeq, a predicted model, not a curated record